This is a messenger RNA of Vanderwaltozyma polyspora DSM 70294, 3201 nucleotides long. It is a transcript of the gene RGR1, whose product is annotated as Rgr1p. Gene Ontology annotation, molecular function: transcription coregulator activity. Gene Ontology annotation, biological process: regulation of transcription by RNA polymerase II. Gene Ontology annotation, cellular component: mediator complex; core mediator complex. Lineage: Eukaryota; Fungi; Ascomycota; Saccharomycetes; Saccharomycetales; Saccharomycetaceae. The record is from RefSeq and is a predicted model, not a curated record. The coding region runs from base 1 to 3201 and encodes 1066 amino acids. The transcript has a single exon.
AUGAGCACUGAGGUUGAUGCGUCUCCUUUGAACGGUGGAGGGUUUGCUAUUGAGAAUGGUGGUUCUCACGGGGCUGUAGGUGAGUAUGAGGGAUCUAGUGGUGGUGAUGCUACUGCUGCUGCUGCUGCUGCUGCUGCUGCUGCUGCUGACGUUGAAGUUAAUGAGGCACCUACAGAUGCAGAUGCAGAUGCAGGUGCUGAUGUAGAUGCCAAUGUAGAUGUAAAGGUGGAUGGUACUGCAACUACUGCAAAUGAAGUGGUUGAUGAGAAAUCUGAUUUAGGGAAGGUUGUCGUGGAGCCUCCUGCUUUGCCGCACGUAGAGAUUAAUCAGUUGCCAUUGUCAUUGGUAAUUCGGAAUUUGACUGUUUUCACGAUUAAAGAAAUUUCCCAGUACAUGAAAACUAACGUUCAUGUUAACCAGCAAGAGGGCUCCUCUGGGAAGAAGUUGAAGUUUUUGCAAUUGAUUAUAUUUUUGAGAAAUCAGUUUUUGAAACUUUACGUGCUUGUCAAAUGGUGCAGAACCAUCAAGAACAACAAUUUCCACACUUUAAUUGAUUUGUUGAAUUGGUUCAGAACAACAAACAUGUCCGUGAACAGUUGUAUUUGGGCUUUGAAAAAUAAUCUGGGGGCCAUGGCUAAUGCAAAGUUGCCCAACGCUGAUUUGAUUACUGCUUUGGAAGUUUUGAGUUUGGGAAGACCUGACUUGCCAACUCAUAAUUAUCAACUGAGUGGUGAAGAUGAUCCAAACCAACUGAAAAAUGGAAUGACAAAGAUCCCACCAAAACUUAUAUUGAGAAGAUUGUACGAUCUAAAUUUGAACGUCUCCAUCAAGAUAUCGUGGAUGGAAUUCCCUGAACAGUUCGGCAACUACCAGAUCAAAGACGGUAGAAUAUACAUCACCGUUAAUAAUGAAUUUGAAUUGCAAUUAUCUACUGUGGACAGAUAUUCUCCUUUAUUCUUUGUUAAUUUGAAGUUCCUAUUCGAUAACCAAAACUUGCCAAUGAAUAAACCAAGAUUGGAAAAAUAUAUCAACGAUUUGUUGUACAAGAGCAAUAAACCUUUGUUCGCGGUUUAUACUUUCUUGCACAAAUAUGUUCUAACUCUACAACUAUACAUGAUACAUAUUGAAUUGUCAGGAUUAGAAAAUGGUGGCAAGUUUUUUGGAGGAAAUUUGGUUCAUAGAUACGAUAUCAAGAAAAGUGUUAUCACAGUUAAAUAUUGGCUAAAUGUUAGAAUGGGCAAUAGAGGAUUAAUAACUAUUGGUAUCGAUAAACUCACAGAAAAUUUGAUUCUACGUUGGGAAAACCAAAAUACAUCAGAUUCCACAGUUAUUCCAAAGGUUUACACUAACAUCCUAUCAAAUUUGGAAUCCAUCUUAGACGAAAUCAUGUACAAUCAUGCCCAUAUGAUUAGAAUGGGCCUUCUUUCGAAGGGAAUAUUCCAAGAAGAUGAAGAAAAUUCAAGUGUGUUACUUUUCCAAAUUCCAACAACUUGUUUAUCUGUUGCACCAGUGCAGUUAAAAAUCGAUUUAAUAAGUGGCAUUUUCUAUUUUAAAAAUCCAACACCAUUGUUACAGAGCUAUGCUCAGCAAAUGAAUAAAGCAGAAUCUGCAGAAGAAUUGACGGUAAUAUUACAGAGACUAAGAUUGGACAAGAUAACACAAAUACUAAGAAAUAUGUUCGAGAAAACAGGAUGGGUUUGCAGUAAAGUAGUGAAACUUUCUCAACCAAUUAAAACUCAAUUCGAUGUUGACAAAUCAUCGGAUAAUUCCAGUACUUUAUUACAAAACGAUAUGUUUAUAUCAUUGCCAAAGUGGCCUACCCAUUGGUAUUUAAUAUUGACAAUUAUAUCAUCGAAUUCUUUUUGUAUUGUAGAGAAAAGAAUUGGUAAGAUAAUGGCUAUCAAGGGGAAAUGGGAAUUAAAGUAUCUAGAUGAAAGUAGUUUAAUUGCUUCGAAACUUGAAACUAUAACGUACCAAAAGAUUAUGAACCUGCAAAGAAGUAUUCUCCAUAAGAUUAUUAACCAUAUGAUAAUUGAUUCGUUAAAUCAAUUGAAAAUAUCUAACAGGGUUUGUUCUCAAGAAGCAAUUGAAAAGGCACUGCCAGAUUAUAUAAUUAGUGAUCUGGAUUCUGAGAACUCUUUGGAUUCAUUCAGAACAAGUCUGCCUGCAUAUUCAUCCAUAAUAGCAUUGGAAUUAAACUCCUUGUUGAACAUUUCAAAUACACUUGGAAAUGUAUUUGAAACUUCUUUAUUUUUACAAAUUGAUUAUGCACGUUCAGAGAUUAAGCUUUAUGGUAAAUUUAAAUUUGAUACUAUGGUUUUAAAAAGCAAAUGUGAUGAAUUGAAGAUCAAUUUUAUUCCAAGUGACCCAUUGGCAUUUUACUUGUGUGAGAAAUUUACUAAUCUUAAUGUGACAGUGCAAUAUUUGACAAAAUUCAAAAAAAUACUAAUGCAACUAAUAAUCUUAACGGAUGUUGUCGAAAGAUUGCGUAAGAACUUUGAUACUGAGCAUUUCAAAAUAUUGGAUUUGAAGCCGAAUGAAGUCUCAUUCAAAUAUUUUAAAAAUGAUCUCGAUGAACCAGAUUGUAGAAUCAAUAUUAUAACCAACGAUGAGAUGAUAGAAAAUCUAAAAGUGGAACUAUCUCCAUCGAACCCACAAUCCAUUAUCCAACCGUUUAUUGAUAAUAAUGGGAUGGAUUACCAUUUCAUAUUCCACUAUCUUCAGUUUACAUCGUCCUUAUUUACUACAUUCAAUACAAUACUGAGUGACGAAAAGGGUGGUAUGUAUAAAAAUACAUACGUUCAAUUGGGUUUACACAACCUCAAUGAAUAUCAAAUAUUAUAUUUCAACCCAGAAACUGGAGCCAAGAUUGGUGUAUUGAUUGAAUUGAAGUCUGUGCCUAGAAAUGGUGAACAAAAAGUUCAAUAUUACGUUCAUUUCUCUGAUGAAAACAUUUCUGCAAAAUCUCCAGCAUACCAAUUAGUGCAAGAAGUACGCAAUAAAGUGUUCAAACUAGACAACGACUCAUUACCUUCAUCACGUCAUAAGAAUACAAUUAGACUUUCAAGCGGUAUUGCCUGUGAUGCCAACGCAAUUGGACCAGUACUAUCGGAUAUCCAUAAUAUCCUAAAGAUAGACUCCAUAGAGCAAUCUACAUCAAAGGUAUCCACCAACGAAAUAAAAGAUGCAAUAAUUGUAUGA